Messenger RNA from Lottia gigantea (owl limpet), 1137 nucleotides. RefSeq lists its product as hypothetical. The coding region runs from base 1 to 1137 and encodes 378 amino acids. NCBI's taxonomy places the organism in Eukaryota, Metazoa, Mollusca, Gastropoda, Lottiidae. Gene Ontology annotation, molecular function: scavenger receptor activity. The record is from RefSeq and is a predicted model, not a curated record. The transcript is spliced from 6 exons.
AUGACUUACAGUAUAGUUGAACUUUCAGAAAAUGUAGCUCUUGGUAAACAGACUUUUGGAACUAGAACGUCUUAUUUAGCUGUAGAUGGAGACAGCACUAUAUUUUUUAGCAAAUGUACUGAUACCAAAUAUGCUGUUACUGGUAGAUGGUGGAAGGUAGAUCUACUAAAAGAUUAUCCUAUUAAACAUAUUACCAUCUAUCGUUUUUCCUCAUUGAGUGGAAUCUCACUGCACGUUAACAAAGAGAAUCAAGAACCAGAACUAUGUCAUAAAGAUAGGAUUCUAGGUGCAUUUACCACUGCAAAAAAACAAAUAGAGUGUGAUCGGGUUAUAACUGGUCGUUAUUUAAACAUCAGUAAUUUUCAAAUUAGCCACAAUGGAAUAUAUUUAACUUUAUGUGAAGUAGAAAUUUAUGUAUGUUCUGUAGGAACGUAUGGUUCAGAUUGUACAAACUUCUGUCAUUGUUUAAAUAAUGAAAGAUGUUCAGAGAAUGGUGAAUGUCCUAGUAGAUGUGCUGAUGGUUGGAUGGGAAGUACUUGUAGUCAAAUUUGUGAUACUGGUAUGUAUGGUGCUGGAUGUUUAAAACUAUGUUCAGAUAGAAAUUGUUCAGUAGAAACAUCACUAUGUAACCAUAUCAGUGGUAGCUGUAUAGGUGGAUGUAAAGAAGGUUUUGGGGGAAUUGACUGUGUUAAAAGAUGUGAAGAUGGUGUUUAUGGAGCAGGAUGUAGAAAGAAAUGUUCAGAUAGAAAAUGUAAAGAUAAUUUACAAUGUGACAGUAAAACAGGAGAAUGUAUUGAUGGAUGUCAACCAGGAUAUCAGUCAAUAGAUUGCCUUCGAGAAUGCGAUAAUGGAACAUAUGGACAGGACUGUUUAUCUAACUGCUCAGCAAGAUUCUGCCAGGCACAAGAUAAAUGUAGUAAAAUAGAUGGAAAAUGUGACUGUUUAGAAGGAUAUCAAGGAACAGAUUGUACUGUUGAUAAAAGGACUGCAUUGUCAGGGGGCGCUAAUUUAGGUAGUAAAGAUCAGAGUUCGAUUAUACUUGAAACUGUAAUAGUGGGACUAGUUAUUGGAUGGAAUUUUAUGAUGAAGCUAACACACGAUAUCUUCACUGCUUCUGUGGAAGAAAUACUGCCGUGA